Lactuca saligna is the source of this 885-nucleotide messenger RNA. NCBI's taxonomy places the organism in Eukaryota, Viridiplantae, Streptophyta, Magnoliopsida, Asterales, Asteraceae. The record is from the annotation of a GenBank genome assembly.
AUGAAGUCUCAUGCGGUGGUGGCAUCUAUUUCAAUUUAUCACACCACAGGGAUCAUUAUUGUUGAUACUUCUAAGUUCUCUUUUGUUGGAUCAUGUCCGGAGGCAAUGUUUCGUGAGGUGCUUGAAGCUAGAAAAAUCCUUGAAGCCUACAGGGAACUUUUUUCUUUAGGGUUUCGUCCCUUAACUCAAGAGAUGAAAUCCAUUAUUGCGGAAGCAGACAAGCCCAAGAAAGGGUGGGGGUCAAAAAGGUGGGAAGAAAGUAGGAAAGAAACAAGAGGGGCAAGAGGGUCCAUCUACUCAAACUCAAGCUCUAAAGAAACGAAAAGGUCAGACUUGUUCACCUACACCAAAGAGUCUGAUACUCAAUCAGAUGUUCGCCUUGAGGAGGAUGACCCUGUUCGCAAUGAAGAUGUUACAUCGAACCCUGAGGUAACUCCAACUUACAAUGAUUUCUUUCGAUCUCCUCCUCAUUCACCCAAAACCACAACCACUACCACACCAAUAACUGUUGCACCUUGUCCCCCACCAGUCUCUUCUCAAACACUGGGUAGUAUUCUUUUAUCUACACCAUUAUUUUCUGAUUCCAUUGCUCCACCAACACCAUCUAUAGAACCUCAUGUUGCGGUCAAAGAAUCUAAUGCAACGAAUAACACUUCAGGUUUUAAAACAACUCAUAUCUCUCUACCCAUUUCCCUACUUCGCCAAGACGACCCGGAUAUGAUUUAUGGAGAUGGUGAAGAUGACUUCACAGGAUUCACCUUUAGUCCAUUCACUAUCAGGAAUGAGAGUGAUGACGAAGCUCCUGUCAUGAAGGGGCAACUCCAAGCCAUCCAUGAAAAACUUGAUUCGUUACUUCAUGCUUCCAAGCCUUUAUCAACGGAAUAA